Molecule: messenger RNA, 881 nt
Organism: Cavia porcellus (domestic guinea pig)
Lineage: Eukaryota; Metazoa; Chordata; Mammalia; Rodentia; Caviidae
Product: calmodulin-4
Exons: 1
Coding region: 111-557 (148 amino acids)
Biological process (GO): regulation of voltage-gated calcium channel activity
Cellular component (GO): cytoplasm
Molecular function (GO): calcium channel regulator activity; calcium ion binding
Source: RefSeq, a predicted model, not a curated record
UUCUGACAGAAGCUGCAGCAGAUCCCAGUGGCAUCUGUGAGCUCUGAACCACAAGCUCUACCUGUUUAGAAGCAAGCUCAGAAGCUUCACAAGGUUUCAGGAACACAGCCAUGGCCAAGGAACUGUCUCCAGAACAAAAGGCUGCAUUCAAGGCGGCCUUUGAUGAGGCUGACUCAAAUAAAGAUGGCAAGAUCAGCCUGCAGGAGCUGCGUGACGUGGUAAAGAAGCUGGGCAAGAAUAUCUCAGAUGAAGAGCUGAAACAACUAAUGAAGGCUGUGGACAAGGAUGGUGAUGGUAGCAUCAGCUUUGAGGAGUUCCUGGAAGCGAUGAAAAAGCAGGCGAAGGCCCUGGGCAAUGAGGAGAUGCGGGCUGCCUUCCAAGCCUUUGAUCUGAAUGGUGAUGGCCACAUCAGUGUGGAAGAGCUCAAACAGACCAUGACCCAGCUGGGGCAGCAUCUUUCUCAGGAGGAGCUGGAUGACAUGAUCCAGAUGGCUGAUGUGGACAAGGAUGGGAAGGUGAACUACGAGGAGUUCAUGAAGGUCCUCAGUCAGAAGUGAGGCUUUAUCUUGUCCCUGUCUGCCUGACUCUGGGUUGCCAGAUUCUAGUGCUCUCUCAGGGACCCUGCUUUUGUGCUGGGGCUAUAAGUGGAAAGUCUGGGUUGGUGGAUGGGAAAUUACCUCAUGGAUGAGGAAGACUUUGCUCUCUUGGGUCUGGAAGCUGGGUGGUUUGGGGUUACUAAUGAGCCCCUCUCUGCCUACUGAUUCCCUGGGUGAAAGGUAGCCUCUUCGGUCUGGUCCCUCCUCUUUUUUCCACAAUGUAAUGAGUGUUCCUUACUUCACAGGGCUGUUGUGAUGAUCUAAAUAAAAGGAAUGCAAAGCCCA